CGCCUAGACACGUCCGCCGAGUCCAAGUCAUCCAUCCAACAUGCAUACUUGCCCAUCGCCACUACUUUUGGCCCUGCACCUCUGUACUGUAUAAUCGCACUCUCAUCUUCCCUCCGUCUCAUGUAUAACCGACCCGUACCUUGCUUGUAAUCUCCUCGCACCUGCUAUCGGACGAUGCCGACGCCCGACGAUGAAGCCAUGGUCUCGCCGGUGGAGCACGAGAGCAUCGCUGGCCGCACGACCUGUCCGCCAGAAGAUGCGCGCAUUAUCCCUACCCACGAAUUGAAUGAUACACCAAGUCCAAGUGUGCCCAUGCAGCAGCCGACUCCCUCGCCGCAAAGCUCGCGCGAGCCUACCCAGGCGCCCGACGAUAUCCACAGCAAGAUAUCAAGCACCAACAUAGAAGCACCAAGCAGAGAUAUACCCACCCCCAUGACCGCGACCGACGAUGGCACCGAGGAGCAACGCACGUCUCAGGCUUCGCCGCUUUCCACGGCGGCGCCAGUUUCGCUGCUCGCCAAUCACCUGUCGUCGCCGUUUCCUGCGCAUAGGUUCAUACCAAACACAUCGUCCUCCCUCCUUCGGCCCGGUAGUCGCUUCGUGGGCACUCAAACCUCUGACCGCCAGAAGUAUGAAGUCGAAGUCGAGAUAAAACACGUCGAUAUGCGCGAGUCCUUCAUGUGUGGCUACUUGCGCAUCAAAGGUUUGACCGAAGACCAUCCCAGCUUGACGACAUACUUCGAGGGCGAGAUCAUCGGAAGCAAAUACACAUUCAUUACCCAGCACCCGGAAUGGGGUUCCAACGAAAAGGUCGACCGACAACAUUGGGCGCGGUUCCCUGCAUACAAGCCGCUGUCAAAGUACUCCUCGCGCCAAGAACUGGUGACCAAGGACUGGAUGCAGAAGGAGCACUUGUUCAUGCGAUGGAAGGAAUACUUCCUCGUGCCAGACCACCGCGUCAGGACAAUAAGCGGAGCGAGCUUUGAGGGCUUCUACUACAUCUGCUUCAACCAGGUCUCGGGUGGCAUCGAGGGCAUCUACUUCCACGCUAAGAGCGAGAAGUUCCAGAAGCUCCAACUGGAACACGUCCAAGACUUUGGAUGCCAGGGCGCAAUUGAAUUCCGAUAAUGUUGAUGAUUGAAACGAGAAUUUGGGCAUUUGGGUGUUAGGACUUAGCAUUUGGGCGCACACACCGGGCUUGAUCACACUUCUUGUAUCGUAUUUUCUUUCCCACGGACCAUGUGCAGCGUGCGAUAAGGUCGUAGGGCUUUUCUAUAGUAACGUCCCUGGAACACCCAGGUCAUGAAGUAUUACGUCACUUGGCGAUUGGCAAGAAAAGCAGCGCAUCGUUGCGCGAACGGCUGUUGUGUUCACCCAAUCUGCACUGGUGGACCAGAGACCCUGGCGCUAGCAAAAAACUCGCU
Alternaria alternata is the source of this 1424-nucleotide messenger RNA. RefSeq lists its product as hypothetical. The transcript is spliced from 4 exons. Gene Ontology annotation, biological process: protein catabolic process in the vacuole; negative regulation of gluconeogenesis; proteasome-mediated ubiquitin-dependent protein catabolic process. The record is from RefSeq and is a predicted model, not a curated record. Lineage: Eukaryota; Fungi; Ascomycota; Dothideomycetes; Pleosporales; Pleosporaceae. Bases 175 to 1128 code for a protein of 317 amino acids. Gene Ontology annotation, cellular component: GID complex; extrinsic component of membrane.